Aspergillus nidulans FGSC A4 is the source of this 666-nucleotide messenger RNA. RefSeq lists its product as uncharacterized. Gene Ontology annotation, cellular component: mitochondrial outer membrane. The record is from RefSeq and is a predicted model, not a curated record. Gene Ontology annotation, molecular function: nascent polypeptide-associated complex binding. The coding region runs from base 88 to 516 and encodes 142 amino acids. The transcript has 4 exons. Lineage: Eukaryota; Fungi; Ascomycota; Eurotiomycetes; Eurotiales; Aspergillaceae.
CCAGCAUUUCUAUUUACCAGAGUCUCGUAUUCGAAACUUAUAUACCUAACUCACCUUUCUCGACUUUAACAUUCUACAACCGACAUAAUGAGCUACGCUGAAGCUGCGGCAAAGGGUCCCAAACAAUCUCCCGAAGAGGUACUCGCGCUCCCAACAUCAAUCACGUUUAUAGAGACGAAGAGGGAAGUAAAGACCACUACCCAGGCUGAGCGGAUAGAGCGCGAGGAAGAGGAGUCGGAAGAGGCUCGCGAGAGGAAGGAGCAGGCUAAGAACAAGGCGAAAGCUAAAGCCCAGCGCGCUCGAGAGAACGGUGGCAAUCCUGUGUUCAUUGGAAACGCCGCUCUUCUGGUUCUUGUUGGCGCGGGUCUCGGAUUGGGCGCCUACAAGAAGCACACGCAGGGAAAGCUGUCGUGGGAGCUUGUUGGACUGUGGACAGGAGCUGUGGGGGCCUUUGGUGCUGUCGAUUACUUUGUGAGCAAAUGGCUUCUCCAGAACAAAUACCCUCCCAAGCACUAAGUGAGGAUUCUUGAGUUUUCUUUUGUUAGUUUUUAUACCAGAGGUUGCCGGCUGUUGAAGGGAUACUUUUCUAAGCAUGGGCGUCUUGAUGCAGUUUCGAAAUGAUUCUGGGUUAAUAACAAAUAUAAUUCUGCUUUCAAAUGAUCCGGC